Molecule: messenger RNA, 4926 nt
Organism: Mobula hypostoma (lesser devil ray)
Lineage: Eukaryota; Metazoa; Chordata; Chondrichthyes; Myliobatiformes; Myliobatidae
Product: protein PALS2-like
Exons: 14
Coding region: 383-2053 (556 amino acids)
Cellular component (GO): plasma membrane; cell-cell junction
Molecular function (GO): protein binding
Source: RefSeq, a predicted model, not a curated record
CCGCGCGAGGCCGGAGCGGAGGCAGCACCACGUGACGCCGCGUUCCGUCACGGUGCCGCUGCCGCUGUCCCUUCCUCGCCAUCUUCUGUCAGAGGAGCCCGAUCGUUCACCCCGCCUGCCCGGCUCCGCGGAAGGCGGCAGCUUUGCCCCAUUUGUCGGACCGGACCGAGCGCACGCUCCCACACCCGGGAAGGGACAGGGAGUAUAAGGAAUAAGCAACACUCACGACACGCUGGAGGAACUCAACAGGUCGGGCAGCAUCCGUGGAAAUGAUCAGUCAAUGUUUCGGGCCGGAACCCUUCGUCAGAAAUAAGUAGGAAGGAACUGCUACCUAAAGAAAAAUAUAACUGGGUCAUAAUAUGAGCAGUCCAGUUAAUUUUGGAUGAUUGAAAGGGGCUUGGAUCAGCAAAUGAAUGAAGCAAUGCAGCAAGUGUUGGACAACCUCAAUGAGUUGCCCACCUCAACGGGAGCGAAGGAGAUAGAUCUGAUCUUCCUCAAAGGAAUAAUGGAGAGUCCAAUUGUCAGAUCUCUUGCCAAGGCUCAUGAACGACUUGAAGACACCAAGCUAGAAGCUGUGAGAGAGAAUAAUGUGGACCUUGUGAAGCAAAUUCUUGAGGAGAUCAGCUGUGUCGUCCAUCAGAAUGAGUAUGCGGCAGAGUUGGCUACAAUUCUCAAGGCGCCACACUUUCAGUCACUUUUGGAAGCCCAUGAUUUAGUUGCAUCAAAGUGCUAUGAAACACCACCCUCAAGCCCCAGUCUGCUAAACGAUUCCUUGUGUAACCAGACGGCAUCAGGGGAUGCGGUUCGCAUGAUUGGAAUUCAGAAGAAAGCUGGUGAACCUUUGGGUGUUACCUUUAGGGUGGAGAACAGUGAGCUGGUAAUUGCAAGGAUUCUUCAUGGUGGUAUGAUUGACCGGCAAGCUCUUCUCCAUGUGGGGGAUAUCAUUAAGGAAGUCAAUGGCAUUGAAGUUGGAUCUGACCCAAAGGUACUGCAAGAAAUGCUGAAGGAUUGCAGCGGUGGAAUCUCGUUUAAGAUUUUGCCCAGUUAUAAAGAAACUCCUGUGCCCUUGCAGGUCUUUGUGAAAUGCCAUUUUGAUUACAAUCCAGCCAAUGACAGUUUAAUCCCAUGCAAAGAUGCAGGGUUGAAGUUUUCUAGAGGGGACAUCCUUCAAGUUGUGAAUCGAGAAGAUCUCAACUGGUGGCAGGCUUUUCACAUGAAGGGAGGAGGAAGUGCAGGUCUAAUUCCCAGCCAGAUGUUGGAAGAAAAAAGGAAAGCCUUUGUUAAACGGGACUGGGAUCUCUCAGGUUCCUCUGGGCCAUUUUGUGGAAUAAUAACUGGUAAAAAGAAGAAAAAGAUGAUGUACCUCACAACAAAAAAUGCAGAAUUUGAUCGGCAUGAAAUUAUGAUCUACGAGGAAGUAGCGAGGAUGCCACCAUUUCAGAGAAAGACUCUAGUGUUGAUAGGAGCGCAAGGUGUGGGACGACGAAGUUUAAAAAAUCGGCUCAUCGUAAUGAAUCCCAUGCGGUUUGGAACAACUGUCCCAUUUACUUCAAGGAAACCAAGAGAUGAUGAGCAGGAUGGGCAUGCUUACAGAUUUGUAUCAAGAGCAGAAAUGGAGGUGGACAUAAAAGCUAGCAGAUACCUGGAACAUGGGGAGUAUGAAGGAAACCUUUAUGGGACAAAGAUCGACUCCAUUCAUGAGGUUGUUCACACAGGACGAAUGUGCAUUUUGGAUAUUAAUCCACAGGCACUGAAGAUAUUGAAGACAGCUGAAUUUAUGCCGUAUAUUGUGUUUGUUGCUGCUCCUGAAUUAGAAACACUUCGUGCCAUGCACAAAGCUGUCAUUGAUGCUGGCAUCACAACUAAACUUCUAACAGACACAGACUUGAAAAAGACAGUAGAUGAAAGUGCUCGAAUUCAGCGAGCGUAUAGCCACUACUUUGAUUUGACCAUUGUCAAUGAUAACUUGGACAAGGCUUUUCAGAAGCUACAGACUGCAAUAGAAAAACUCUUUAUCGAGCCACAAUGGGUCCCGGUUAAUUGGGUGUACUAAUACAUUGAGGAUUAAAUCUUUUCUUGGUUGCUUCAAUAACAAUUGAAUAACAUUAUCACAUCAGAUGCAGAGGCAGGAAAGCUCUGUUUUAUCUCAUGCCUUUAUAUUCUUUCUAGAUUUUGUUUAUAGUACACUAUUUUGGCAUUUUAUAUAAAUAACUGAAGGGAAAGUGUUCUUAUAAAUGUAAUUUAUUUUAAUUUUUUUCUAACUUUUUACAGAUGGUGUUUGUAUCCAUACAUAUCAAGUGAAGGAAAAUAAGUUGCAAUGAAAUUCUUAUUUGCCUUCAAGUAUCUAGUUUACAGACAUAUAUUCGAGUCUUAAGCUUUUCUGAUGCAAAGUAAAUUCUUUUUUUCAGAUUUCAAACUUCUAAUUGGCCAUAAAGUUAUUGGUUAACUAAAUCUCUCUUGAAUGUUUCACCUGAAGGUUUGCAUCAAGUGAUGUAUAAUUUCUGCAAUACUUGCAGAUGAUGAAAUCCUUUAGAAGGUGUUAGCAGUUAAUACAUAGCUACAGUCUAUUCCAAAAGUGUAGCGAGUCGUCCUCCCAUUUGAUAUUUGUAAAGAACAACUUAAGCUGAUCUCUGGCCUCGAAUUGUCACCAUUUUAUCUCGUCACCAAUUCUGCCUGUGUCAUUUGAGUUCAAGUUGAAUAUAGGCAAUCCCUGUGUAUUUACUAUUCUGAAAAAGCAGAUUGCAAGUUGAUAUCAUUAUCAAGUAGUUCAAAAGUUCAAAGUUAAUUUACUAUGAAAAUACGUACAUGUCACCAUAUGCUACCCUGAGAUUUAUUUCCUUGCAGGCAUUCACAGUAGAGCAAAGAUGAUGAUGACUGUUCUUGAUUCUGUUUUCUAAGGAUAAACGUUUAUCAGUUACUUUAUCCCAAUUUUGAAAAUGUCUUGCAUUUGUAUAGAGCUUUCAGUGCAAUGGUGAAUGCCAAGGUGCUGCAUGACAACCUCCAGCACUACCUGGCAGAUAUGCUAAAGAGUGAGGUAGACAACUUUAGUGUUAGAGCUAUUAUGGCUGGUCAGUAAACUGCAAUUCUGGAUGGCUUCCACUAUGCCUUUAAAUAUCUCCCUCUUCUAUCACUUGGAACUGUGCUAAUUAGUUAACCAGCAUAAUUAUUGUUUGUCUUCUUGAAGGAAUUAGAAGACAGUUUGUGAGAUUGAAACCCAAGUCAAGUCUUCUGUUUUGUCAAUUAUGAUCCAGGAUGCAUUGUGGGAUGUAAUUGGCUAAGAGUGCUCUUGCACUACUUAAAAAAAAACUAAAGCCAGGGCUUGUCACCAUUUCUUGUGGUCAUUGUCAUUUCCUCAGUCACAGAAUUGGUAUUUCUACAGACAUUACCUUUUCAUCCCAGCCAAAGGACCAAUACAGCUGAUCUUUCACGUAUGUCAUUCCUUUCUGGUAACUGUUAACUGUUGAAUUACAAACCCUCCUUUUGUGUCAUGCUGACUAGUGUGAUUCAGAAGUACUUUAGUCAUGCAAUAGGCUGAAACAAUUCCUUUUCACCUGAAAGUAGCCGUCAGCUAUUUUUAACUAAAAAUGAGCAAAACAAACAUAACCUUAAAAUAUGUUUUUUAAAUUAAGUAGAAAUUGUCCAAAUCAGAAUGCAUGAAUGGCCCACAUCUAUCUUAACAGUGGUGGCAAUUUUAAAAAUUCUUAUAGCUGUUAGUUGUCAAUUUAAGGUCAUUUUGGAUUCUGAACUGUGCUACACUUGAAUGGAAUAGACUGUGGAAUGGACUCUGUUCUCAAUCACUAUUUACACAACUCCUUAACAGCUUAUUAACCCACUGUAGUGAAGGCAAGACAGUAGGCAAGGACUUCCAUCCUAGUGAUCGAUUGGUUAUUCAGCCAAUUGAUAGGGUUACACAUCAUGUUCUCAGUAUGAGGAGCUGAACUAGUUUCUUUUGCCAGAUCAGAUUGUUAUCCUGAUUUUUUAAAUGCAACUGUAGAUUUGUUAUAAAAUGAAACCUUUUGUACAUAAUGUGUUGCUUCCAGUGUUAUGUAACUUAUUGCCCAUGACUAAUCUUUAGAUAUUUGAUUAGAAACAGGUGAGGGGAUAUUGAACCCUUUCAUCCUUCCAGCAAAGUUUACACAGAGAAAUAUUUUAGUAUUUCAGAAAUUCUAGUAUUUGUAUUUUUAUGAUUUUGUUUUUUAGUUGUGAUGUUAAGCAUACCUUGUAUGCUGAGAUAAGGAGCCUAACUUUAGCUAGAUAUUUUAAAUACUUUAUGAAUGAAUUGUGCUGGUGAUUAUGUUAUUCUGUGUUGCUUUUUUGUUGAGCUACAUUUUGAACGAUGUAGUUUUUUAUAUUUUAUUGGACGUUUUCUGUUCUGGUUUGCUGCUUAUGUUUUUGUUUCACCUUUUCUUUGUCCCUCCAGGUUAAUCUGUGAAGAUCCGGAUUUCCAGUUCAGUUGUUUUUUUUUAAUAUUCAUUCAACACAUUCCGUGCCCCAUAACACUAAAAAUAAAAGCUCAUUUAUCUGAGCUAUGAGCCAGCUACAUAUCAGAAGUCCUCUUUAUUCUGCAGCUUUAUAAUGGUCAAUUUGUGGAAUGCUUAACUAAAUAUUGCUAAAGCUUGGCAAUCCUGUCCUGCAAGGAAAUUUGCAGGAGAUAAUAGAGACAUGAAGAUUAACAUCUAGAUGGAAGUGGCUUUUAUCCAUUUAUAUAAGCAUUGGAUCAGAAAAAAAUCUUCUGAAAGUGAAUGCUGGUAAGGAAGAUUUCCAAUAAAAGAAGUCUCUAGUACAAUAAAAGAAAUUCUACUUUGUGGAUGUUGAUGAUGAGGUUUGAAAGUUCUGUUUUGGAAGGGAAGGGGACCAGCUGAAGGAUGUUUGAAUAAUCAUUUUGUGGGAAACAGAGGAACUAAGGAAAUACAAAGUUUCAGUAUU